Molecule: messenger RNA, 2263 nt
Organism: Parasteatoda tepidariorum (common house spider)
Lineage: Eukaryota; Metazoa; Arthropoda; Arachnida; Araneae; Theridiidae
Source: RefSeq, a predicted model, not a curated record
UAAUCUGUGAAACAUAUGCUAUUUUUCGAAAAAUUGUGUGUCUUCAAUUAAGAUCAAGCAAAAAGAAGUUAUAAUUGGAAUAUUUUAUAUACACACAUAUAUAUUUGAUGUUUCAGCCACCCGUUCUUUAUGUCCGGAUUUGGUCGAAUUAUUUUCGAAUAUUUUUCACAUAUCUUCAGAAAUGAAAAUAGAAAAGCAAAGAAAAUCUGUUAUCCUCCUCAAUCUCCAGAACAAUAUGAAGCGAGAAUUGAAAAUCGAAAGUAUUCUAAAGAAAGUGGAACGUAUCACAUCAGAAGAUAUCAUUCUAUGCCAGAAGUUGGUAGCUUCAAAGAAACUAAUGCGAGCACUGUUAGUCGUAGCCUAAACAAUUAUUGUAAAUAUACCGUACCCAAUAGGUUUCAAAAGGAAGGAUUAGACACAUUUAAAACACCAGAAAAAACUAAUAAACCUACGGAAAUUUCUAGAUUAAGAAAUAAUCAAGAAAGCUGCUUAGAAUCUAUUAAUGUUAUCAAAAGCAAAGAAACAGAGAAAGAUAGAAGAUGUUCUUGUCAGGGCGAAACGAUUUUAAAUUUCGAUCGAAAUCAAUCUUUGACAGAACAAACAGACAGUCUUGUAGGAACCAACGUAACUUGCUGUCCAAAGAACUUUAGCAAAUACACCCUAUCCAACGAACACCAGUGUGAAGAUUUUAAAAGUUUUCGAAAUCAAUACAAGGAAACAAUUUGCACAAAAAAUCAGCAAGAAAUCUGUCUUUCAGGAUCUGAUAAUGUUACCGAAGAAAGAGAAACAGAAAAGCGAAGUAGAAGAUGCUCUUGCGAGUGUGAAACUUGUUUAAACUUAGAUGAUAAUCAGUCGUUCCCACAAAUAAACAAUAUUGAAGUAACCAAUUCAAUUGAUGCCAAUUGUCGCCAAAAGAUCUUCAGCAAGUAUACUCUACCAAACCAGCAUUUGUUCAGAGGAUUUCGGAACCAAAUCAAAGAACCAACUAGUUCAAGAAGCAGGCAAAAAAGUUACUCUUUAGAUGAUUCAGGCCUUGUAUGUGAUGGCAGCAGCAAGACUUCAUCUGAAGAUUUAUUUCUCAGUCAUGCUUCUGUUUAUUUCGAUGCGGUACCUUGGUUGAAGCCAGAGUUUGAGUGCAGCGAUGAUAGGCUCCUUGCAACAAGCAAUGAAAAUAGCUUGGUACAACAACGAAAAGAUGUCAUUUCAGAAGAAUUUGGGGGAACAUUAAAGAACGAUAGAGAAGCAGGAUCUAUAAAUAUCAUUGAAGGUGUGAGAGGAGAAAAUGUGAAGUGCAGUGGUGAGGACAAAGCGUAUCUGAGCCUUAAAAGAUGCCAAUCUAUGCCACAAAUGGGUGGAUUAACCAAAACAAUCGAUGUUAAUCGUUUCCGAAAUAGCUUUAGCAGGUAUAAUAAGAAUCAGGGGGAAGAUUUUGGCAAACUACACGAGAUAGAAAAAACAACUGGACUUCUUAAUUUGAGAAAUCGGAAGGAAGACUAUUUUUCUGAAUUUUGCUUUUUAAAUGUAGACAAAUCAAACGAUCGUUGGAGAUCAAUGGACUUUGUAGAUUCAACCAUUAAAAAAGAUGUCACUUUGAAACGAGUCCAUGCUGUGGAUUUGAGCAUGAGUGAGAUGUGUCAUUCAAGUCAAGAAACUGAAUGGAGAAAAAUAAGCAGUCCAAAAUACACGAUUUUCGAGGAACAGAAACUCUGCCAAAGUAGAAUACCUGCUUUUAAAACCAAAACAUGUGAGGAUGAAACUAGAAACAUAACAAAAUACCGCUACGAUAGCCGAUUCGGGUGGAGCAGUUUAUGGAAUAGAAGACAGACUAAGAGCUCCUGCUUGAGUAUAAGCAUUGCACACAGGAGUCUUUUAAAUACAAAUUUUGAGAAAAAAUUUCCGGAAUUUACAAAGAAGAUUUAUCGGGGAAAUAUUAUGGAUUACGUCAGUCAUAGCAAAUGGAUGAAGCAAGCAGGUAUAUACCAAGAAGAGAAUGCAGCGGGCUUCAAGCGAUAUGCUCAAAAAAAAGUAGUUUUGACUUUACCGGAAUAUAAAGAAGCCCUCGCUAAAAUAUGUGAAGACUAUGGCUUGGAUUAUUGGGAGGUUUUGAUUAAAAUGACAAAUGUUACUCCCAGAAGUGACAUUCAUUCGUUUUCGGACGAAUCUAGUGACUAAAGUGAGAAAUAAAUAGUGAAAUACUGUUAUUCAAGGUCUUAUAAAAUUUCUAUUACGUUACCUAAAUAUAUAUUUUUUUACUCAAUUUCUA